Molecule: messenger RNA, 1679 nt
Organism: Mangifera indica (mango)
Lineage: Eukaryota; Viridiplantae; Streptophyta; Magnoliopsida; Sapindales; Anacardiaceae
Product: inositol oxygenase 1-like
Exons: 11
Coding region: 223-1143 (306 amino acids)
Biological process (GO): inositol catabolic process
Cellular component (GO): cytoplasm
Molecular function (GO): inositol oxygenase activity; iron ion binding
Source: RefSeq, a predicted model, not a curated record
UCGCACUACUUGGCAUCGGCCUAAGCUCUCUCGGUUUAGCGGUUUUACAGAAUUUCAUACAAGGACUUAAUCGGAGUCCUUGUCGACAAAAUAUGGCAAGGACACACAUAAUCGUAAUUCUCAGGGAAGGACUUCCCGGCUGCUAUAAAUACUGCCCAGUUUUCACCACCAAAAUGCAUCACAAACACUCAUCCUUCCUCUUGUUUAGCCGUCUAAUUCAGAAUGGCGAUUCUUGUUCUGCACUCUGAAUCAGGAGUAGUUGCGAGCGAUGAGGAGCAGAAUGUUUCUGCAGAAGAACAAGAAUUGAUUUUGGAGGAAAGAUUCUUGGUCCCCAACACAAAUUCCUUCGGCCACACUUUCAGGGAUUAUAGUGUGGAAAGUGAAAGGCAAAGAGAUGUCGAGGAGUUUUACAGAACUCAACAUAUCAACCAGACAUACGACUUUGUGAAAAGGAUGAGGGAAGAGUAUGGCAAACUAAAUCGUGUAGAGAUGAGUAUAUGGGACUGCUGUGAACUUCUUAAUGAAUUCGUUGAUGACAGUGAUCCUGACCUGGACGAGCCUCAAAUAGAACAUCUACUUCAGACUGCGGAGGCCAUCCGAAAAGAUUAUCCUAAUGAGGAUUGGCUGCACUUAACUGGCCUCAUACAUGAUCUUGGAAAGGUCCUUUUACAUCCAGAUUUUGGAGAGCUGCCUCAAUGGGCAGUCGUGGGUGAUACAUUCCCAGUUGGAUGUGCGUUUGAUGAAUCAAUUGUUCACCACAAGUAUUUCAAAGAGAAUCCAGACAAUAGCAAUCCUACUUACAACUCUAAAUUUGGAGUUUAUUCAGAAGGCUGUGGACUAAACAAUGUGAUGAUGUCAUUCGGGCACGAUGACUACAUGUACUUGGUAGCUAAGGAGAAUAAGACUACUCUACCAUCAGCUGGUCUUUUCAUAAUCAGAUACCAUUCUUUCUAUGCUUUACACAGGGCAGAUGCAUAUAAGCACUUAAUGAGUGAAGAAGACGUUGAGAAUCUCAAGUGGCUGAAAAUAUUCAACAAGUAUGAUUUGUACAGCAAGAGCAAAGUUCGGAUUGACGUAGAGAAGGUCAAGCCAUACUAUCUUUCCCUCAUUGAAAAGUAUUUUCCAGAAAAGCUAAGGUGGUAAAGAUUCCGUUUUCUAGGCGUUGCUCAACUCUUUAAUCUUUAUUUCCUUCUUGUGUAUUGGGAUUGGGUGCUGAAUCGGAGAUGGAGGCAGGCGGCUCUUUUUUUUUUUUCUUUUCAUUUUCAGUAAGUAUUUGUAAUGAGAUGAUGCAAUUACGUAGUAAUCUAUGGAUCCAUUUAGUUUGCAUUCUCUUUCGAGUUUAUUGUUCUUGAAUAAUAGAAAAGUGAGGUAAAUUAAGUGAAAAGUUUGCAAGCUUGCAUUGUGCGGUUGUGGUUACGGAUGCGCGUAUUUGGUAAGCUCUCAAAGACACAGCGGUGUGGGUUGUCACCAUCUCCAAAGACUGGGGAUUGGAAAAGUUUUGGUAUGAGACAAGAACAGAGCAGCGACAAACAAACUUUGCAGUGGUCCAAAAGAUAAGACAUUUUUCAUUAAAUCUCAUAAUUGAAGAUCCUGUAACAACCACUCGUCUUCUUUGAUCCCUUCAUUGAUUGCUACUGUACUUUUAUGUUUCCAAUUCCAUCAUACAAAUUUUCAUCAAA